Messenger RNA from Funneliformis geosporum, 142 nucleotides. NCBI's taxonomy places the organism in Eukaryota, Fungi, Glomeromycota, Glomeromycetes, Glomerales, Glomeraceae. The record is from the annotation of a GenBank genome assembly.
GAAAGUUCAAAACAAAGGAAGAAAUCCUAAAGUAAAAAACCAUGAAAAGAUAGAAGAGAAUUCUGAAAAUGCUUUUAAGGUAAAGAAUGCUGUUAAGCAUUCUAAGGAAAGCGAGAAGGAUCUUAAGAAAAAGAAUAUAUAG